Siniperca chuatsi (mandarin fish) is the source of this 1611-nucleotide messenger RNA. It is a transcript of the gene cks1b, whose product is annotated as CDC28 protein kinase regulatory subunit 1B. The transcript is spliced from 4 exons. Bases 161 to 397 code for a protein of 78 amino acids. Gene Ontology annotation, molecular function: protein kinase binding; histone binding; cyclin-dependent protein serine/threonine kinase activator activity. The record is from RefSeq and is a predicted model, not a curated record. Gene Ontology annotation, biological process: regulation of mitotic cell cycle. Gene Ontology annotation, cellular component: cyclin-dependent protein kinase holoenzyme complex; SCF ubiquitin ligase complex. Lineage: Eukaryota; Metazoa; Chordata; Actinopteri; Centrarchiformes; Sinipercidae.
AGACGAGGUCUAUUUGAACGGUGAAAAGCGGGCUCGCAAACAUUCGAGAGGGAAACAAAGACGGAGUGGACUUCUCGCUACUGGUGGACGCAAAGAAACUGGAAUAAUUUACUUCCCCCCCCCCAUCAGGAUAUUUUGGCAGUCAUAUAAGGUUUCCGUCAUGUCUCACAAACAGAUCUACUACUCUGAUAAAUACGACGAUGACAAAUACGAGUACAGGCAUGUAAUGCUACCCAAAGAAAUUGCAAAACGUGUACCCAAGACCCAUUUGAUGUCGGAGACUGAGUGGAGGAACUUGGGGGUCCAGCAGAGCCAAGGAUGGGUGCAUUACAUGAUCCACCAGCCAGAGCCGCACAUCUUGCUGUUCCGGCGCCCUCUGCCUGGCCAAAAGUCAUAAGGGAGAGCUUCUCUGGGUCCUUGGAAGAUCAGUCCUACUUAUGUCCCACAGAUCAACUCAUCAACAUCGGUAUCAUGCUGUCAGAUUACCAAGCUCUUUUGUGGUAGGUGAUUUGGGCUGAUCGUGUUGGACCUGGAGAGGGACUAUCACAUUUAUGAACAGUGGUUGUGGAGCAUGCGUUGAAGGAAAAAAAAAAAAUCAUCACCCUUCUCUUAGGGAAAAGACUUCUUCAUGUGUUAACAGCGACACGCCGUCUGCCAGAAACCUUCAAAUCAUCUUACACUGUCUUUUUGACUUAAUCUAUCUGUCGAACUUCCUGAACCUGCUUGGAUAUUCCAGCUUUUUAGAACAAUUGUUAUAAGAUGUGGGGAGUGAAACUUGUUCAAACAUUUGAGUAAUUCUAACAGUGCAUUCUGGGUCAAGCCCGGGUCAGAACACAAGCGUGACAGGAUAGUUGGAUCCUAAAUUAAGUUUGACUCUGAAACAUCAAACUGCGGUUUUAAGUGACAUGUUGCUGCUUGGUUUAAAUGACACUGUAAAUUGGCAUUUAACAAUUUUUGUCAUGUGCAUGGAAAGCCGCAUCUAUGAGAGUCACCUAGAAACUAGUUUUGAUCCCUUUUCCAUAAGAGCAUAUUAUAUUAGCUUUGGCCUACUUGAAAACAAAUCUUUUUGAAUUGUCUGAUUUGUACCAGUUAGCUGCUCAGUAUUUAUGAAUGUGUUGCCCUUUCUGAAAUAAAUAAUCUUUUAAAUCUUAUUAGUGUGGACUUGGGUUUUGGCAGUAUUUGGGGUUUACAACUACUGUACGAUUUACAGAGCCACUUGACACAUGAAUAUGCACGUGGGUGGGGGAGGUGGUUGACAGCUUUGAUAGCAGACACUACCCUAAGAAUGCUCUUAUAGAAUAAAUCCGGAUCAUUGACUGAGAUGUUAGAAAGCCAAUUGCAUUUAUUUCGGAUUAUGGUAUUGCAUUAAGGCACUUGUUUUCAUUGUCAAACUUGUUCUGAAUACUUGCAUCCACUUGACAUGUCUGUGUACCUUCUGUCCCUUUUUUUACUAUCUCAUACUGAGCUGCUCUGCUGUCACUGAAGCUAAAAUGUUGCCUUGAAAAGUUUUUCUGUGAAAUUGUGCCUUUUUUGUAAGGUAUUACAUGUGUAGGUAUAGCGCUGUUCUACCUUUCAGAAUGAUUAAAAACAAAAUCAAUAUUGGCAAAGUUA